Molecule: messenger RNA, 3869 nt
Organism: Parasteatoda tepidariorum (common house spider)
Lineage: Eukaryota; Metazoa; Arthropoda; Arachnida; Araneae; Theridiidae
Gene: eRF1
Product: eukaryotic release factor 1
Biological process (GO): translational termination
Molecular function (GO): translation release factor activity
Source: RefSeq, a predicted model, not a curated record
UUAACUUUCCUUUAAACAUGUAGACCGGCUGUUGUUUUGCUUAUUCCAGAACUGUUAAUGUUUCUACAGGCGUUUGCGUUAAAAUUGUUUGAAAGAAAAGAUAUUAAAGUUAUAAAAAAUAUAUUUUUAAGAAUUUUCUGUGUAAUUAAUGUAAAUUUUUUUCUGUCGGUGGGUUAGCUUUGCAAAAUUUAUUAUAUGAAUUCUGUUUGUAUUCUAAGCCUAACAUACCAUUAUUUCAGCGUGCCAACGUGGUGUGACACUUGGAAGCACACAGCAGUUGGUGAACUUAAAUGAAGGAAUUUUCUACUUUACUUAAAUUGGACUGAAGAUUUUGAAAGUUGCUUUCUAAAGUUUUGAGAAGGACAAUCAGAUCCAUUAUUUUUAAAUUUUUUAUAAUUAUUAGGUAUUUUAUAAAUUUUUGCGUCAUAACUUCUCAUUAUGUCAUCGACUGGAUAUACCGUAGAAGAAUCUAGUGCUGAUAGGAAUGUUGAAAUAUGGAAAAUUAAGAAACUAAUUAAAAGUUUAGAAGCAGCCAGAGGGAAUGGAACAAGUAUGAUAUCCCUUAUAAUUCCACCUAAAGAUCAAAUUUCUAGAGUGUCAAAAAUGUUAGCUGAUGAAUUUGGUACAGCUUCUAAUAUAAAAAGUAGAGUAAAUAGGUUAUCUGUGUUGGGAGCUAUCACAUCUGUACAACAUAGAUUAAAAUUGUAUACAAAAGUACCUCCUAAUGGGCUUGUUAUUUAUUGUGGAACAAUUGUCACAGAAGAAGGAAAAGAAAAGAAAGUUAAUAUAGAUUUUGAACCAUUUAAACCAAUUAAUACUUCUCUGUACCUAUGUGACAACAAAUUCCACACUGAGGCCUUGUCUGCAUUGUUGGCUGAUGAUAAUAAAUUUGGGUUUAUUGUCAUGGACGGCAAUGGAGCAUUAUUUGGCACCUUGCAAGGUAAUACAAGAGAAGUACUCCACAAAUUUACUGUAGACUUGCCAAAAAAGCACGGUCGUGGUGGUCAAUCUGCAUUACGUUUUGCUCGUCUUAGAAUGGAAAAAAGACAUAAUUAUGUUAGAAAGGUCGCUGAAGUAGCCACACAACUUUUCAUUACAAAUGAUAAACCUAAUAUUGCAGGAUUAAUUUUAGCUGGUUCUGCAGAUUUCAAAACUGAACUUAGUCAAUCUGAUAUGUUUGAUCCUCGAUUGCAAGUUAAAGUAUUAAAAUUGGUUGAUGUUUCCUAUGGAGGAGAAAAUGGUUUCAAUCAAGCUAUAGAAUUAUCUGCUGAAGUCCUUUCUAACGUUAAAUUCAUUCAAGAAAAAAAGCUUAUUGGAAGAUAUUUUGAUGAAAUUUCACAAGAUACUGGAAAGUAUUGUUUUGGUGUUGAUGAUACUUUGAAAGCUCUAGAGAUGGGUUCAGUUGAAAUUUUAAUUGCGUGGGAAAACUUAGAUAUUGUACGCUAUGUACUCAAAAAUCAUGCAACUGAUGAAGAGAAAGUACUUCAUCUUACUCCAGAACAAGAAAAGGACAAAACUCAUUUCACAGACAGAGAUACAGGUGUUGAAUUAGAACUUGUGGAUUCAGUGCCUCUUUUAGAAUGGUUAGCCAAUAAUUAUAAAAGUUUUGGAGCAACACUUGAAAUUAUUACUGAUAGAUCUCAGGAAGGAUCACAAUUUGUGAAAGGAUUUGGUGGAAUUGGAGGUAUUCUACGGUACAGAGUUGACUUCCAGAGUCUUGAGGUUACUGAUGGAUUAGAUGAUUUUGAUCUAGAUGAUUUAUAAAUUUUUUAUACUGGGUGCUAAGACUGUGCAUCAUUUAUGCAAGAUGAAUGCUGCUCUGUUCAACUUAUCAUUCAUAUCUGAAUUUGUUGGAACAAUAACUUUUGACCAAUUUUUGUACUGAGACUUUACAUAAUUCCUUUUGGUUUAUGGUAUUAAUAUUUAUAAAUUCUCAUUCUGUUUUGUUAUAGAUUUUGGGAAAAGCUAUAAAAAAAAUUUAAAAUUUUAAUAAACUCUAAAUUUUUGAAUAUCAUAUUCAUCUUGUAAGUUUUUAUUUUGCCGUUUUUAUAUUUUGAAACUUUAGUGCAUGAAUUACAACAAUGCUGGUAAAACGGGCAUGCAACAUCUAAGCUCAAAUUUGAAAUAAACAAUGCCUAAGUAACAUUUACUUGUUUUUGCCUUCUUUAUUUUAAUCUCAAGAUGUAUUUUCAUUAUUUGGAGGGGGGAAUUAUUUUUAAAAUAAAGCUAAAAUAUUUUGAUCUGUUGAUUUUUGUGUUGUCAUAUAUUUAAAUAGUGUUAAAAAUGAAUUAAAUUUGAUCAAAUGAAAGAAAAAUUAGAAGAAUAAUAUGCCAUCGAAACAGCGUUGAUUUAUUUUGUUUACCUUAAACUUUUUUCCACAAUUUAAAUUAGUUUGUUUCAGGUUUGGUUAACUGUUAUAUAUUUUUUUUUUUAUCGGCUUAGUAAAAAGAAUAAAAAUCUGGAUCAGAAGUGAAUUGUUCAAACUAUAACUGUUCAUUUCACUUUUGAUGUGCAUUUUGCACAUAAAAAUUUUGUAAUAUUUUCAUUUCACAACCACGAAUUUCAUGUCAUGGUCAUGAAAAGUGUUUGAUUCUGUGAGUCACUAUUUUACAUUGAUCAUACUUGAGAUAAUUUGUGAUAUUUCAGCAGUUUUCUUUUAAGUUUUUUAGGCUGUUAUAGAACAUAACUCUUAAUUUUUCAUAAGUUUUCUUUGAAAGAAUGAGCUUGUUGUGUUUUUGAAAAAUUUUAUUUGUAUAUGUUAGCACUUAUUAAAUGACACUGUUAUCAAUUCAAUUUCGACAAAUUGAUUGUUUCUAUUUAGUUUAAAGGGCUGUGCUGACUAAUAAACAAAUGUGUAGUGGUUUGACUUAUAUCAAUAUGCAUAAAAAAAUAAUCUCAAUUAAAAUUAUUUUACAACAUUCCACUAUUAAAAUCAAGCAUAUUCAUCUCAAUAAUGAAGCAUGUUAAUGUUUCUUUUUCUUCAAAAUCAUAAGUGCUCAACAAAAAAAUGAAUUUUCUGAAAUUUAUUUUAAAAAAAUAGUUAAUAAAUUUUAAACUAUAUAAUCAAAUAACCAUAAAAAAUAUCUAUAGAUUGCUUAUUUGAUAUUGUAUUCAAAAUUUUUGCUCAAUUUUAGUAUUUAUUUAUCUGUAAAUUUGCGAGUAGUUUAUGAAAAUUUUGUCUGACAAAAGUACUUCAAUAUAGUUAUGCUUAAAUAAUUGUUUUGUUAUAAAAAUUUAUUACUCAACUGUUCCUGUUGUAUGGAAAUGUUCCAGGCUGAUUUGUGACUAAAUUCUUUAAAUAUUGUCUAAUAUUUUCAAUACUUUGUUUUGCCUAUCUUCUUUCUAGAUUCAUAAUCUAGUAGUCUACUUCCUAAUUUCAAAAAUACUUCCGGCAUUUUCUUUAUAUUAAAGUUAAGUUUUGUAAAAUAUUCGUGGAAAAGGUAUCUUUUGUAGUGACAAUAAGACUAAUUUAUUAUAAGAAACACUUAUUGUCAGUGCUAAAUUUAUACUUACAGCAAAAAUAUUUAUUAACACUUGUCAUCAGUUAUUUAUUUAAGUGUCACUUAAACUUUGUUUCGACUUAUAGUUUCUGAUGAAGUAAAGGCUAUUGACUUAAUAUAUGAACUCAACUAAAUUUAUCGACAUAUUUAAUUUUUUUACAAAAAUUAAAAAUAGAUUAGAAAAUUGGCUAUAGAAGAUAGAUAUAAAUUUAAAGAAGUAUGAAAUUUAACUGUUCAAGAUUGCUUAUUAAAUUACAUUUUCCUAUAAAACUAAUAAAUUGUAUGAUGUAUUUUAUUUAUCUGCAUUUUUACCUAUGUAAUAAAGACUAAAUAUAUGCAAUAAAAAGCUAUAUAUUUUUAAUAUUGAAA